GUGCAACAACAAGAACUACGUUUGCUGCAUGCAACAAGCGGUAGACCUCGACAUUGUUCUUCUUACAUGUGAUGACUGCACAUGAUUUUGGCCGCUGAAAAGGUGCAACUACAAGAACCGUUUGCUGAGAGCAACAAGAGGUGCACUCCUCAAACUGGUUCAUGUGAAGACUUCUCAUGAUUACCGUCCACACACCUAGAAAAGGAAUUGACUAAGAAUCAUCAAGUGAUAGAAUCAUCCGAAGACGGAAAUGAGGCGCAUCGAUUUUUGCACGUCAGGAAACAAGAUUUAUUCUUCGGAGAGGGGAUGAGGAUGUUACAUGAGAGGAUGGCAUUGCUUGCGGAUAAUCCAAUGGGAGUGUGCAAGAGAGAAGAAUUUAAUCACGGGCAUGCAUUGAUGAACGGAAAUGGAGGCAGGUGGUUGAAGUGAUAAGCUACCGGCUUCAUGACGCAAUUGUACACCCCCCCCCCCGAUCCAAACUCAGUCUAAAUUAAAAGCGAAGCCGGUGUUAUCACACGCGUGCUACUAUGCAAAUUACAUCAUGAAUAUUCAUGUAAAAAUUGAAUUCGAUAUAGUGACGCGAGGGUUUCUCAUCAUGUGGAGACUGGAAUGAUAAGUGUUGGGUGUGAUGUGACAGACCUUGUACAUUGUGUCUCAUUUUGUCAUGGGUGUAUGGUGUUGUUUCCGAGCAGAACAUAGUCUUUGAUGAGAAACAGCAAAUCACUAGUAGUAGUAGACUUGAUACCGCCGCACAAUUCACCUAGAAGGAGUUAGUGAGAAGGGAUACAGACGUCGUUGUUCGCUGUUGACUUUUUGAUUUGAACACUUUCAAUUCUAGCCAGCGUGCACUUUUUGAUUGGCAAACAUGGUUUCAGGUAGAAUCAAUUCGGCCUGUACUCAAUUCUGGACCAGGACAAAGUCACUCGUCACGGACUGUAUCCCUAGGAGGGUUCGUGAUGACCUUGAGCCCAUCAUCCCCGAAGAGGAACGCCAGGCCGUGGCUGCACAGCUCAAGUCACGGCUACGACUCGCCCGUCUCAGCGGCGCGGUGUGCGGCAUCGAGUUCUGCUACGCCGCGGAGACCGCCUUCGUGAGCCCGGUGUUGCUGCGCAUCGGCAUCCCACCCAAAUUCAUGACCCUGAUUUGGUGUCUGAGCCCCAUAGUGGGACUGUUCCUCAUGCCCCUGCUCGGCUCAGCGAGUGACCGAUGUAAGUCCAGCCUGGGCAGGCGGCGGCCGUUCAUCAUACUCCUCGCUAUUGGGGCUGCGCUCGGUCUCCUGCUCGUCCCGUACGGAUGGCCUAUGGGAAAUGUAUGCGGCGUUACCGCAUAUCGCUCAAGUUUCCCUGUUACGAACAGUUUAAGUGAAGUUGAUCCAACAAGCAUGGUCGGUAACACAACAACGGAGGAGGGUAAAACCCUACAUGCAACAACGGGUAUACCGAUCCGUGAUAAACUGAUUGAAACUUUAGAGGAUUUACUUUCGCCAAACCACGCGUACAAUGUGUCUGAAAGUGCCAGCACCAGCAACCAGGAGCCGUAUAAUAGUGAUAAUUCCACGGAGUUUCCUUCUAUUUCAACGACGGAUGCAGUUUACCGUAGCUCGGUCACGCCGAGCGUCCGGGCCUGCGGCAUGGCGUUGACGAUCGUCGGCGUAAUGAUGCUCGAUUUCAACUGCGAUGCGGCCCAAUCUCCGGCCCGGGCAUACCUGAUUGAUGUGACUGACCCGGCUGACCACGCCAAGGGACUGGCCACCUUCAGCUUCAUGGCCGGGCUGGGUGGCGCCGUCGGCUACACAAUCGGCGGCAUCCCCUGGGGUCCGACUGCGGACGAUGACCCGGUCAGUCUACAGGUCAGAGUGGUGUUCGGAAUCGUCCUAUGCAUAUUCAUCACGGCUGUGAUUCUGACCGUCACAGCUGAACGGGAGAAGACACUCUAUGAACUCUACCCUUACGAGAAGAAGCGUAAACUCAAGAACCACAAGGAUGAGGACAAUAACACCACUAUGGAGGGUGAUUUCAACGAUCAUCCAAACAAUGAUUCAGUUAAGAUGGAGAUGGACGUAAUCAGUCAAAAGAUGAAGAGCUACGGAUCGCACGCACAGAAUCCAGAUAUUAUAACCACCCUCGUUGACAGCGACAAGGACGAGGACCCCCUGACCUCCGAGCCUCACCACGUUGGAAACGGCAGUGUUUCAACCGGCGAGUAUGAGGCUAUUGAGGCUGAUAGUACAGAGGCUAUAGGUGACCUCUGUGGCGAGCCUCCUGUAAUUACCAUGGGCACGUACCUCAUGUCUAUCAUCUUCAUGCCUCGGUGCCUCCGAGUCCUCUGCUUUACUCAUCUCUUGGGCUGGAUGUCGCUCCUGUGUUACUCCCUGUACUUCACGGACUUCGUUGGGCAGGCUAUAUACGGUGGUAGCCCACUUGCAGCCCCUGGUACCGUGGAGAGGCACCGCUAUGCUGAGGGGGUACGGAUGGGCUCUUGGGCCAUGGCUAUGUACUCGAUCACUUGCUCUAUUUGCUCAUAUAACGUUGAUAAGAUCAUCGCGAAAGUAGGUGCCAAGCCGGUGUACAUAGCCAACCAUCUAGUAUACUGCGUUAGUAUGGUGAUACUGGCCAACGUAAGGACACUGUGGGCAGCCUUCCUAUUCUCAGCCUGUGCUGGUAUCCAGUAUUCCACACUAUUCACCGUGCCCUUCGUCAUACUCGCACACUACCACUCCAGCAAUAUGUUUGAUUCACAAUCAACUUGCUACCAGCCUGGUUCCGAAGACGCCAAAACUGGCAAACCGCAUGUGAGAGGUCUGGGUACCGACAUCGCUCUCGUGCAAGGCAUGGUCUUCAUUGCACAGCUCGCCCUGUCGUCGUGUAUGGGUAGUCUGGUGCAAGCGUUCAACAGCAACGUUGUGAUAGUCGUCGCGGCGGCCAUUUUGAGUUUCCUCGGCGCAAUAUCGGCCUCACAAGUGACGUAUGCUGGCCUAUAGUAAAGUUGCAAAAGCUGUGCAAGGGUACAUUGAGCAGUUGUUUGUAAUACCACGGUGCAAGAUUGGUAGUUAAAACCAACGUUGUAGGCUACAAACUUAGUUUUGUUGUAAAAGCGUGCGGCCUCGGGCCAACUUCAUAAAAACAUGUAAGCAGCCGUUUUGUGCUUACAGAGCGUCCCUUAGCAGAAUAUUUAUUUCAUGAAGCUGUUGACCGUAAGCAAGGGGUCACUGCUCGCAAACCCGCGAUUAAUAACUUGUGCAAUACGUUUUUCUGCACGAAAAUUUGCUUUAUUUGUAUUUUAUUUUGUUUUAAUUCUUUGGACAAACAAUAAAACAAGCACAG
This is a messenger RNA of Asterias rubens (European starfish), 3323 nucleotides long. Its product is annotated as membrane-associated transporter protein-like. The transcript is spliced from 5 exons. Lineage: Eukaryota; Metazoa; Echinodermata; Asteroidea; Forcipulatida; Asteriidae. Bases 866 to 2980 code for a protein of 704 amino acids. Gene Ontology annotation, molecular function: sucrose:proton symporter activity. The record is from RefSeq and is a predicted model, not a curated record. Gene Ontology annotation, cellular component: membrane.